UAGAAGUAAAAUUUAAAUUUGAAGCCUAAUGUUGCCCGUACUCACUGAAAUAGUACUGUGUCUGAUAUGGUGUCUAUGACCGCUCUCUCUCUUCUCUCUUGUCGGUGAUCUCGGAAGCAUAUCAAGUCGUUGUAAAUUAUAAAAUAUUAAUUUAAUUAUUAAAUCAGUGAUAUAAAGUCGUAGUGCACAUUUUAUUACUCGCUUAAAAUCAAUAGGUUAAGGGCCCGGAAGCCCGAUUAAAUAAAAGUUGUACGUACAUUGUCAAAACAACCUCGCGACAACGUGCGCCGCAUUUCGCACUAAAAUAAUUUUUCACAAAAAUGUCAUCGGCGAAUCCACUUACAUUAAUAGAAAAACUCACAGGAAGAGAUAAUUAUAAUACCUGGAGAUUUGCAGUGCAAACAUAUCUGCAACAUGAAGAUUUGUGGUGUUGCAUAGAGUACGGUGACAAUGACCACGUGGAUCCGAAGCUGGACAUUAAAGCAAAAUCAAAGAUUAUUUUAUUAGUUGAUCCUAUUAAUUACGUACACAUUCAAGAAGCGAAUACAGCCAAAGAAGUCUGGGAUAACUUAUCACGUGCCUUUGACGACUCCGGGCUGACACGCCGAGUAGGUCUGCUGCGUGACUUGUGCACUACGACACUUGACCGAUGCCAAAACGUAGAGGAAUACGUUAGUAAGAUCAUCACGACAGCUCAUAAGCUAAGAAAAGGCUUCAAAGUGGAUAAUGAGUGGUUGGGAACAUUGCUACUCUCCGGUCUGCCUGAUUCCUACAAGCUUAUGAUAAUAGCAAUUGAGAGCUCAGGUAUGCAAAUAUCGGCAGACUCCGUAAAGUCUAAACUUUUGCAAGAUGUCAGAGAUGCUCAGAGGUUAGCAAUGACAAAAGUUUAUUCAAAGAUGUCCUGUAUAUGCCGGAACUUGCUACAAAUAUACUAUCAGUAAGUCAAAUCAUAGUGGUGGCCAAGUAAUAUAUAAUAAUUUGCUGUUUUAUUAUUUCUGUGUGUUAUUGUGAAUAACUAAAAUAAGAGAGUGGUAACAGCAGCUAGCUAAAUCAACAACAUGUACUGGCAGAAUAUCUCCAAGGACUAUGCAUACAUGUCUGACGUUGACA
Molecule: messenger RNA, 1110 nt
Organism: Maniola jurtina (meadow brown)
Lineage: Eukaryota; Metazoa; Arthropoda; Insecta; Lepidoptera; Nymphalidae
Exons: 1
Coding region: 321-941 (206 amino acids)
Source: RefSeq, a predicted model, not a curated record